GCCAAGCACUUCACGUCCGCAAAAAUAAAAAUAAUUUGAGCUGAAACAGUAACUGCAAUAUACCAAAACUUUCAAAAGUGCUCCAUACUUUGAAGUUUCGUAACUUAAACAUUACAAAAACGUUUGCAACUGAGCAAAGUGUGAAACAAAAAUCCAAAAAAUUGCAUGUCAUAAUUAGAAAUUUAUCUAUAAAAACAUUUAAAACCUUUUUAUAAUGCAUAGUGGUUGGCUCUGUGCAGCCGACAAGAAAAAACCUCGAUCUUUUAAGAAAAACCUUAAAAAGAGCAAUGUUUUGACAGAAUUACCAAUUCCAAUUAUAAAUCAUAAAUUUAUGAAACAGACUAAGAUAUUAAGUUUUUUCAAGACAAUCCAUAAAACUAGUAAAAAAAAUAAAGAAAUGUGCCUAAAUUCUACUCUGGAUUGCAUAAAUACAAACGCUAUCGAUUCCUCAACAACCGGAACGUGUAUAAAAUACAUUAACCGUGAGUAUGUUUGCAACACAUCACUCAAGGAAUCAGUUAUUCAUAUAUCAGAUUCUCCUGUACGUAUUCAAUGUACCUACUCAGAUGACUCAGUAUUAGAAUCAACAGAUUUUCAAAACUCAUCAGUAGAUUGUAUAAAUGAAGACUUUUCGCCAUGUAUUUUAACCACAAGUGAAAGAUUUCAGAAACUUGUUUCAAAUGGAGAAUACCAGCCUCCUUACCAGGCUCCAAAAAUAAACAAUGAAUUUUUUGAUCAAUCUUUUUAUUUUAUCAAUAAUAAAACUAUAAAAAAAUUUGCUGACAAUAACAAUUAUGAAAAUGUACCCGUAAAAUCAUUUGAUGACAUAGGAAACAUGGAGUGUAAUGAAAACAGUUUAACUUUAAAUCCACCUUCACCUAUUGUUUUUACAGAACAGUUUUCAGAAUGUUUAUUAAAUGAUGUUCAGUCACAGCCACCCUCUCCAUUAUUUUUUACUGAAUCUUACAACAGUUGUUUUUCUUAAACUUUAAUUUAAAGAUAAUCGAGUUGACCUUGAUGAUAACGACAGAAUAUUUUAUUUUGUAACCUAAGUUUCAAAAAGUAAAGAAAUAGAUGUAAAAC
This is a messenger RNA of Hydra vulgaris (swiftwater hydra), 1083 nucleotides long. RefSeq lists its product as uncharacterized. The record is from RefSeq and is a predicted model, not a curated record. NCBI's taxonomy places the organism in Eukaryota, Metazoa, Cnidaria, Hydrozoa, Anthoathecata, Hydridae.